This is a messenger RNA of Mytilus trossulus (common blue mussel), 1515 nucleotides long. Its product is annotated as metallophosphoesterase MPPED2-like. The transcript is spliced from 6 exons. Gene Ontology annotation, molecular function: hydrolase activity. The coding region runs from base 80 to 1039 and encodes 319 amino acids. The record is from RefSeq and is a predicted model, not a curated record. NCBI's taxonomy places the organism in Eukaryota, Metazoa, Mollusca, Bivalvia, Mytilida, Mytilidae.
AGUAACACUUAUAUUGUCUAUGUUUAUAAUUAAAUGUGGUUAUCUUUUUUGUUUUUUUUAAUUUCAUACCUAAAUUAUUAUGUUUCAAUGUUGUUGGGAUUUAUUUUCAUCUAAAACAAAAGAUGAAGACACAGAAACGGGAUUCGUCUCCAGUGUUAUUCUACCAGAACCAGACACAUUUAUGCCGAACGCAGCCUGGGACAGAAUAAAAGAUGACCAAAUACAGUCAUUUCUAAUUCCUAUGAACCACAAGUCAACAAUACACAGAGACAAAAUACGUUUCGUGUGCAUUUCUGAUACACAUACACAAAUUGAAAAACUCAAAAACUUUAUUCCAUCAGGAGAUGUAUUGCUUCAUGCUGGCAACUUCACCAAUACUGGUCAACCAGAGGAAAUAAAACAAUUUAAUGAUUUUAUAGGAACUUUACCACACAAGUGUAAAAUAGUUAUCGCUGGUAAUCAAGAUUUGACAUUUGACGAUUCUAUGUGGAAUGAUGAAGAAAGAAUGGAACAAUCUUUUAAUCUAACAAUGCAAACAGUGAAACACGUGUUAGAAGAGGCGAAUGUCUUUACGAUCAAAGAGCUACUCAGUAAUUGUAUAUAUUUAGAAGAUUCUCUGGUAAACGUAUGUGGACUUCAUAUAUAUGGCUCACCAUGGAUACCAGAAUAUUGUAAUUCGGCCUUUAAUUUAAAGAGAGGUGGUGAACUUUUACAGAAAUGGAAUAAUAUACCUGAUAAAACAGAUAUCAUCAUUAGUCAUGGCCCCCCCUUAGGAUAUGGCGAUUUGACGAUAUCAAAAACGCAUGUCGGGUGUUUGGAGCUUUUAAAUACAGUACAGAGGCGUGUAAAACCAAAAUAUCACGUUUUCGGUCAUGUUCGUGAAGGAUAUGGAAUUAUUUCUGACGGAUUUACAACUUUUGUUAACUCAUCAACAUGUACUUUUAGUUAUACGCCCUCAAACGCACCAGUCGUAUUCGAUUUAUCUAUCCCUAAAGGUCACAGUAAAGAUGAACUACUAGAACUGACUGCAACGAAAUAAGGAAAACGCGAUGAUAAAUUAUAAUGGUUCUGUUUUUGUUUGUUUAUAUACAUGUGCUUUAUGUAAACAAAUAAUGCUUAUAAAUACAGGCUUACACACAGAAAACGAAAUAAAAGAAAGAAGAUCAUAAACCACUUGACAGAUUUGCAAUUAGUAUCUUUCUUCAAAUAACACGAAAUAGUCCAAAAGCGGUGCUUACAAGUUUCGUUAAAACACAAAAUAUCAAAAUUAGUAUCUUCCUUCAAAAAUUGACACGCUUUUUAUGUCGUCGAAAUUUAAGCCUUUUUAUCAAAAUUUUUGUUUCUUCGACAUUUUAAUUCUUUAUACAGACAUCAUAUAGUUAUCAAAUUCAAUUUAUCUACCUCCAAAAUUUAAGGUGACACUAUUUGCACCCACGGAAUUACAAACUUGACCCGAUGACUGCCCAUCGUAACUUUUUUUGUUUCAAGAGAUACUCAUAAGUGAAAUUUUAUAAA